Molecule: messenger RNA, 1544 nt
Organism: Thalassophryne amazonica
Lineage: Eukaryota; Metazoa; Chordata; Actinopteri; Batrachoidiformes; Batrachoididae
Gene: ube2t
Product: ubiquitin-conjugating enzyme E2T (putative)
Exons: 7
Coding region: 96-677 (193 amino acids)
Source: RefSeq, a predicted model, not a curated record
AAGAAGGAGCGGGAAGUUUAGUUAGUUUAGUUUUGUGAGCUUUGACGGCGACCAAAAAUAUUGAGGUUUGAAAUACAUUUACUUCGUUCAGCACCAUGCAGAGGAUCUCCCGUUUGAAACGUGAGCUUCGGAUGCUGAGCACUGAGCCUCCUCCUGGGAUAACAUGCUGGCAGAGUGAAGAUCGAACAGAUGAGCUCAUUGCACAGAUAGUAGGAGCUGCUGGAACUCCUUAUGAAGGAGGAAUCUUCUCCUUGGAGAUCAAGGUCCCAGAGAGAUAUCCAUUUGAGCCUCCCACAGUACGAUUUGUGACCCCUAUCUACCAUCCAAACAUCGAUAACUCUGGACGGAUCUGCCACGAUGCCCUUAAGCUCCCACCGAAGGGUGCAUGGAAGCCCUCGUUAAACAUUUCAACAGUCCUCACGUCCAUUCAGCUGCUUAUGGCUGAGCCUAACCCUGAUGAUCCACUCAUGGCUGAUAUAUCGGCGGAGUUCAAAUACAGCAAGCAGCUGUUCAUGGACAAAGCCAGAAAAUGGACAGAGGAAUAUGCUGUUCAGAAGAAUAUAGGACCAGCAGAAAGCAACAAAGAAAAUGCUUCAAAUCCAAAAGCAUCAUCCAGAAAAAGAGACGCUCCCAGUGCACAGCAGGAUGCAGCGGAGGUGAAGAAAACCUGUGUGUAGUUUCCUCCUCACCUCGUGUGCUACAUUCAUGUUGACAGCAGACGAUAAACCAGAUGUUCUACUGCUUUUUAUAAGAACACUAAGGAAAAUUCUGUGCUCUGCUAACUGUGAGAGUGGCACACUGUCAUGUACGUGCCAUUGAAAGUUCAAAAUUUUCCUCUUUUUCUGCUUGCCACAGCUGCAGGGAUAAACUGGAUGUUGAUUUGUCUUCAACAGUGGUUAAAGAUUAAACAGUGAGAGUAAUUUCUUAGUGCAGCGACACUGUGUUAUGGCAGAUAAACAGGAAUGACUUGCAAGACACAGUAUUACAGUACAGACAGAAAUUAAACUGAAACAUCAUUUCUCUAAUGAACUGUGUCCGAACUUUGUUUUAAUGUAACAUGUUUUUUUUUUAUGUGGCAUAAAUUUGGCCGAUCACUUAAUUAAGACUGCAAAGCUGUUCUGUCUGUAGUUUGUGGUGUGCCACUGCAAGUGACAGUAAUUUGGCUGUAAAAACCGCUACUGUCAACAUGUGAAUGCAGCAUUAGUAAAAUAGAUUUCUUCUCUUUGCAUGAAUUGUCUGCUUGGAAUGAGUAUGUUAAAUUUCACAGUAAGUCACUUUAAUUUAAACAUUCAUUCUCCUUAUGUAAGAUGUCUUUAUGGUUAUAUGCAUGUUUAUGGUUGUUUAUUAAAUUUUAAAAAUAAACUUUUAAAAAGCCUUACAUUGCAUGAAGUAGUUUGUAUACUUGUAUUGUGGGAGUGUUUCAGACUUACACAAGUAACAAAUGCCAAUGUAUAGAAUUUAAAGAUAUUAAAUUUAUUAAAACAUAUGCUUGACAAUUGUAUACAAAGUAUGUACAUCCUAAAUAAUAAAACAGUUUUUACAAA